AUGCAUCCAACCAGUACACAUCGUCGCAAACGAGUCCUUCAUCGUCAGUAUAAUAUUGCCGCAAGCAAAAGUAAUAAUAGAGAUGACCUAUUUCCUACACAUGACUGCUCACAACCAGAGAAUCAUAAUAAUUCUAUCUGGAAAAAAUCUGAUCGAUUACUAUGUUCUGUUUGUGAUGGACCAGCUUUCGGUUACAAUUUCGAUGCUAUUUCAUGUGAAUCAUGUAAAGCAUUCUUUCGACGUAAUGGUUUAAGAUCUGGCAAAAAACUUCAAUGUCGUGCUCUUGAUGGUCAAUGUCAUAUAACGGUAACAACACGAAAACGAUGUAAAGCAUGUCGAUUGGCAAAAUGUUUGGAGAAAGGUAUGCGAGCCGAUUGGAUAUUGUCCGAAGAAGAACGUAUAAAGAAAAGGUUGAAAAUUGAAGAAAAUCGUCGUCUUCGUCAAAUCUUUUCAUCGAAUUCAAUGGAAUCGGACGAGUCAUCACCUGUCGAAUUGAGAAGAAAGCCCGUUAAAAUUGAAGAUCCAAACCUUUCUCAUUUUCUAUUUUCAAUAUUAUCACCAUAUGCAGAUUUAGAUAAAAUUCAACAGAUUCAAAACGUCUAUAAAGAUUCGGUUCGACUAGUAACAUUACCAUCUUCAAUUCCUUCGUAUCCACAUACAGCAAGAAUACAAGCUCCAUGGGAUAUGUUAAAUUUUCCAGCAAAUAUUCAAGCAUUACGCCUUAUUACCUAUUUUAAAUUAAUGCCAGAAUUUACUUCGUUAGACGAAGAUGAUAAAUUUAUUUUAAUUAAAUAUAAUACAUUUGCAUUAGUAUUUAUGCGUUCAGCAUUAGGUUACAAUCAAUCAACAGAUAGUUACCAUGAGCAAGAUACAGAUGAUUGUGUUUUUUCCGGUGGAGAUUUCAUUCAAUGCUUUAGUCUAUUUCAAUAUGUGCAAUUAACACGUGCUAUAGUUCGACUAUUAGAUGCAUCGAAAAAUGAUCGUCUUAUUAUACAGAUAUUAUUAAUAAUUAUAUUAUUUUCCAAGGGUUCAUCAUUAUUGACACAUAUCGAUGCAGUUGAACCGAUUGUGAAAGAUAUAUUGUCUAUAUAUCGUGCACAGAAUAUUUUCAUUGAUUUAUUAUGGAAAUAUUGUGAAGAAAAAUUCGGUUUUGCAAAAACAAUAAAGAUCUGGUUAAAGCUUGUUACAUCAUCAAUAGAUAUACAUUUUCAAGCGUACAAUAUCCGACAGAAUUAUAUUAAAAAUGAGUUCGUGGCAGAUAAACUUGUACCACUUAUGAAAUCAGUGACAUUAAUCGUCUAG
Rotaria socialis is the source of this 1302-nucleotide messenger RNA. The record is from the annotation of a GenBank genome assembly. Lineage: Eukaryota; Metazoa; Rotifera; Eurotatoria; Philodinida; Philodinidae.